Molecule: messenger RNA, 1748 nt
Organism: Centropristis striata (black sea bass)
Lineage: Eukaryota; Metazoa; Chordata; Actinopteri; Perciformes; Serranidae
Gene: qdpra
Product: quinoid dihydropteridine reductase a
Exons: 7
Coding region: 79-789 (236 amino acids)
Biological process (GO): L-phenylalanine catabolic process; tetrahydrobiopterin biosynthetic process
Cellular component (GO): cytoplasm
Molecular function (GO): NADH binding; 6,7-dihydropteridine reductase activity; NADPH binding
Source: RefSeq, a predicted model, not a curated record
UCUGCCUAUGUGUGUAUUUUAGCUGCAGCUCUGCCUCAGCUGCUCUCACUCUGCUUACUUACUAAUCCGAGCACAAACAUGGCUGCUAACCGAGUGAUCGUUUACGGCGGUAGAGGAGCUCUGGGCUCAAAGUGUGUCCAGCACUUCAAAUCCAAAGGAUGGUGGGUCGCUUCCAUCGACAUGGCUGCAAACGAGGAGGCUAACGAGAACGUGAUUGUGAAGUUGUGUGAAUCUUUCACGGAGCAGGCAGGACAGGUGACGACUGAUGUGGCCCAGUUGCUAGGGGAACAGAAAGUGGAUGCCAUCUUGUGCGUGGCGGGAGGAUGGGCUGGAGGAAGCUGCAGUUCCAAAGAUUUAUACAAAAACACAGAUCUGAUGUGGAAGCAGAGCGUGUGGACCUCCACUAUCUCCAGCCACCUUGCUGCUCAGCACCUAAAAACAGACGGACUGUUGACCUUGGCCGGGGCCAAAGCAGCCCUGUCGGGCACCGGAGGCAUGGUUGGCUAUGGCAUGGCCAAAGCUGCUGUCCACCAGCUGUGUCAGAGCCUCGCAGCAAAAAACAGCGGGAUGCCAUCAGGAGCCGCUGCUGUGGCUAUACUACCGGUUACCUUGGAUACGCCAAUGAACAGGAAGUUCAUGCCUGACGCAGACUUCGGCUCCUGGACACCGCUGGAGUACAUUGCAGAAAUGUUCUUCAACUGGGCCACAGGAGUGGACCGGCCGGCUUCAGGAAGCCUGAUGCAGCUGGUGACCUCCGGAGGUGAAACUCAGGCUGGGGUUGCGCAGUAGAGGAGUGGAGCUGUGGAGACGGUGAUGGGGGUUAGGAGGGAGAGAGCGGGAGAGAUGAGGAGAUGGAGAAGCCCAGAGAUAGAGCCUGGGAGAGAGGGGAGGAGGUUGGAGAGAUAGAAGGAGGAGUGAUAAAGAGGUGAAGUAGAGAGGUGGUGACGGAGGGGAGCUGGAUAACGUAAGGAGGUGGAGAGGAGACGGCCAGAUGGGUUCGUUUGGAUGGGGGCUCUUAUUGCAAAUGCAGCCUCGGAGCGCCAUCUAGCUGUAAAGCCCUGAAAUGAUCCCACUCUCACAGUCACAGUUAGAUCUGCAGUGAUGGUACAGACACACACUCUCCAUUCUUGCAGAACAAAUUUUGAAGACUUAUUCAAAGUAUUCUGUCAAAGAUCAGUGAAGUGUGUUAAAUAGGAAAUAUUUCAAAUCAAAAUGUAUGUGGCUCUUUUUUUUCGGUUGAAGCUAUCACUGAUAAAGAUGCAUAUAUAAUUGGUUAUACCACACCAUUAUAAUUCUCUGUCACCGCAGUGUUGUUACGGUAAUUAUAAUGGAGAAAAUUGCUGAAAACCAAUGAGCUGUUUUGCACCCUUCCUCCAAAAAGCAUAGCAACUUCAUACCUUCAGUACUAGCUAUUUUACAACAUCUGAGAAAUCCAACACUUACCGUGUCACAUGUGAGAUCUGUAGACCUUUAUUGUUUGUCCUGUAUCUCGUCCCUGAUGGUUUUCUGCCUGCAGCAAAAAAAACAACAACUCAAAGUCAAAGAAAGCCGCUGUCUUCUUCUCUCAAACGGACAAUACGUGUAAAGUGGAGUGGCCUUAUUUUAUGUUCGUAGCUAUCAAGUCAAAGUGUCCUUGGUGUCCGUGGUUGUGAAAAAAAAAAUGGUGCUCUGUUCCUGUUGUGGGUUUUCUAAGUCGUGUAUUGUAACUGUGUCAAAUUCACAAUAAAAAGAGUCAAACUUAAAGAUCA